AUGUCCAAAUACGACCCAAAUGGCCCUCCCCCAUCCUAUCCUCAAGCUCCUCCCCAAGCGCAUUAUGACGCCGGCCCCUACCACAAUAAUCAAUACGGUUCCCCUCCGCCACAAGGGUCUUACCAGCAAGGACCACCACAGGGUGCCAAUGCAGACUUUUAUGGCGCGCAAGGCCAGACAUAUCAGCAGCCAGGAGGAUACCCGCCACAGCAACAGCCUAUGUACUACCAGCAAGGGCCACCACCUCCAGGUGGUUACUAUGAUGACAGAGGACGCCACGGAGGCGGCGGUGCUGGAGGUGGCAUCUGUGCCGGCUUGAUGGCUGCACUUGCGUGUUGUUGCUGCUUGGACUGCCUGUUCUAG
Molecule: messenger RNA, 363 nt
Organism: Pseudovirgaria hyperparasitica
Lineage: Eukaryota; Fungi; Ascomycota; Dothideomycetes; Acrospermales; Acrospermaceae
Exons: 2
Coding region: 1-363 (120 amino acids)
Source: RefSeq, a predicted model, not a curated record